UGUUCUUGUUGCGCUUCGUUUUUGCUCCUCUUUUUUUCCCCUGCGGGGUCUGGAUAACCGACCUGUGAAACCGCAGGCACUGAAACAUCGUUGUUAUUCAUCUGCGGCUGAGGAUAUCCACGGCUCUUCUUCGGCCGCUCAGCCGCACAUCACCUGGUCCACAUUUCUUCCAAAUUGGAGCCGUCUGCCGCCGACAUCGAGCGAAGAGGUGCAGCCGAUCCCAGGCCUCCAAUCCAGGGCGGACGGAGGAAAGGAGGUCGCUGGGCAUCGGGAUGGAGACCGCAGAGGGAGCUGGUGGGCCUGGCGGACCGGACGGAUCGGGGCACCGGUUUGGCUGCGCCUCUUUCAACCAAGACUCCACGUCACUGGCUUUGGGAACAAAGGCUGGCUACAAGCUGUUUUCUCUGACCAUGGUGGAAAAACUGGACUGCAUCCAUGAGAGUGUAGAGACUCCAGAUGUUUACAUCGUGGAGCGUCUGUUCUCCAGCAGUCUGGUAGUCGUGGUGAGCACCGCAAUGCCGCAGCGAAUGAACGUCUACCACUUCAAGAAAGGGACAGAGAUCUGCAACUACAGUUACCCCGACAACAUCCUUGCUGUCAAGCUCAACAGACAGAGACUCGUGGUGUGCCUUGAAGAGUCCAUUUAUAUCCACAACAUCAAAGACAUGAAGCUGCUCAAGACUCUGCUUAACACUCCGUCCAACCCCUCAGGUCUCUGUGCUCUUUCUAUCAAUCAUUCCAACUCCUACCUGGCUUACCCCGGCAGUGCCACCAUUGGGGAAAUUAUAAUGUAUGAUGCCAACAAUUUGAACACAGUGACAACGAUCCCAGCUCACGACAGUCCUGUGGUAGCUCUCGCCUUCAACUCCUCGGCGAGCAAACUUGCCAGCGCCUCAGAGAGAGGCACCGUCAUCCGAGUGUUCUCCGUUCCCGAGGGCCUGCGUCUGUUUGAGUUUCGCCGGGGAAUGAAGAGGUACGUCAGUAUAAGGUCUUUAUCCUUCAGCCCUGAUGGCCAGUUCCUUUGUGCUUCAAGCAACACAGAGACGGUGCAUAUCUUUAAACUGGAACAUCUGGGACCAAGUGAAGGGGAUGAGGCUGCCACCUGGACAGCCUAUGUAGGGAAGAUGUUCUCAGCAGCCAGCAGCUACCUCCCUUCUCAGGUAUCCGGUAUGAUGAGCCAGGACCGGGCCUUUGCAAUUGUUCACCUCCUCUCGUCUGAACAGAGGAACGUCUGCACCUUGGCUAUGAUCCAGAAGCUUCCGCGGCUGCUGGUGGCCACGACCAGUGGCCACCUAUUCAUCUAUAACGUGGAUCCACUGGACGGAGGCGAGUGCAUGUUGGCCCAAAAACACAGGCUGUUUGGCAUUGAUGAUGACCAGGGUGAAAGCAAAGAGUCAGAAGGGUCAGAGAUCACAGGGCCAGCACAGGCCUGUCCAUCCUACGCUGCGACGGCUGCCUUACCAGCCUCCAGACCCGUCACUGCCACUCUCACAGGCUAUUCUGAGGAUGGUGGAGCAAAGAAAGGCGAAGUCAUCCCAGAACACGAGUUUGCUGCUGGACCUGUGUGUCUGGACGACGAGAACGAGUUUCCUCCUAUUAAUUGGUGCCGCGACGGGACUGGAGGUGGCCUGGGGAGGCGCUCGUGAGUGGGUAGAAGGAGAGAUGGACAAAAAGACAGGCACCAGCGAAUGAGAUGAGCAGCAAAAAAAAAAAUCUUUCAGGGUGUCACGUUAUUUUUUCAUUCAGAGAGAAAAUAACAUCGAUUUACAUUCAAGAUGACAUGGGAAACAAAACACUGACCAAGAAGUAGAAGUCAAGUAGUAAUUUCAGCAAGGACCAUGAUUUGGUUCUGUUACGUAAUGACUGUGUAAAAGCUGCACUUCUGAUUUUGUCAUAGCACCAACAGGACCUCUGAACUUCCUCUAGCUUGUGGUUGAAUUUCAGAACACCACCUGUGAACUGGGAGGAUAUUUCACCUUUUCUGAUGCUGUUGGCUACUUCAAAACAAAUCAGGGAGUUUAUCUUUUAAGUCAUGCUUGAUGAAAAUAUGAGGUGCAUGCUGGAGCAUAAAUAUAACCACAAUUUUCAUAGCUUUAUUACUUGACAAAUAUUUGUAUUAAGUUACAUUAUUGUAGCAGCAUUUUUUAUUGCCAAUUAUAUCUUAGUUUACAAAUUGUUUUUCUUUUUAUUCUGUAUUGUAUUUCACUGUAUUGACAUGUAUGAAGUGUUUCUGUUUGCCGCCUGGAUGCAUUUCAUAUCGUGUGUUUGUAAUGUAUGUUUGUACCUAUUAUCAUUUGUACAAGAGCAAAGUAUUUUGCUAAUUGCACAAGACCAAAACAAGUCAAAGAAACAAUACUGAAAUAAUGAAUGAUAUUAAUAAUAAUCAUCAUAAUAAUUACUAUUAAAUAACCAUGGUGGAGUAAAAAUGAACCUAUGCAAAGAA
Molecule: messenger RNA, 2443 nt
Organism: Scophthalmus maximus (turbot)
Lineage: Eukaryota; Metazoa; Chordata; Actinopteri; Pleuronectiformes; Scophthalmidae
Gene: wipi1
Product: WD repeat domain, phosphoinositide interacting 1
Exons: 13
Coding region: 273-1646 (457 amino acids)
Biological process (GO): nucleophagy; protein localization to phagophore assembly site; protein lipidation
Cellular component (GO): phagophore assembly site membrane; extrinsic component of membrane; cytosol
Molecular function (GO): phosphatidylinositol-3,5-bisphosphate binding; phosphatidylinositol-3-phosphate binding; protein binding
Source: RefSeq, a predicted model, not a curated record